This is a messenger RNA of Lonchura striata (white-rumped munia), 733 nucleotides long. Lineage: Eukaryota; Metazoa; Chordata; Aves; Passeriformes; Estrildidae. The record is from RefSeq and is a predicted model, not a curated record.
AUGGAGGCCGAGGGGACCCUCCCGGAGGCCGAGCCCGGGGACCCCAGCCGGGCACGGGCGGAGCCCCCCCGGCCCGGCAGCAGCGCCAAGGAGCCCGAGAGGACGCAGAAGAUGGGGCAGCCCCCGGAGGAGCUGCUCCUGCAGCAGGCCCUGCUCUGGGACUCCUUCCAGCGGGUGCAGCAGCAGCUCCUCAAGCGCCAGCCCUUGGCCGACCCCCCCGUGCUCCCCCCCGGCCACCGGCCGCUGUCCAGGGCUCAGUCGUCCCCGGCCACGGCCACCGUGUCCCUCCCUGCCCAGGACACCAAGGCGCUGGCCCUGCCCGUGCAGGAGCAGCCGCCCCAGCCGCACUUCACCACAGGGCUGGUUUACGAUUCGGUGAUGCUGAAGCACCAAUGCUCCUGCGGGGACAACAGCAACCACCCCGAGCACGCCGGGAGGAUCCAGAGCAUCUGGUCCCGGCUGCAGGAGCGGGGCCUGCGGAGCCGCUGCGAGGUGAGCUGGGAGGGGCUGGGCCCGCCUCCAUCCCACUGAACCCAUCCCGUCCCUCCUGAGCCCAUCCCGUCCCUCCUGAACCCAUCCCGUCCCUCCUGAACCCAUCCCAUCCCUCCUGAGCCCAUCCCAUCCCUCCUGAGCCCAUCCCGUCCCUCCUGAACCCAUCCCGUCCCUCCUGAUCCAAUUCCGUCCCUCCUGAGCCCAUCCCGUCCCACUGAACCCAUCCCAUCCCUCCUGAGCC